CCUCACCAGGCACAGCUAAUGUAUGAACGCUUGUCGUUUAUUCAAUCAGACAAUGAAAAUGGUACAAAUCUGAGUGCAGUCUGUCCUUCUCCUUCACUCCUUCAAUGUUUUUUGUUAAUUUUUACCCUCCCUGCUCUGGGUUUUUGGUGGGUGUACCGUAAGCUGUGACUCAGAAGAGAAGCAGGAAGUGUUUUGUGCUCAAAUACCUCUCCUCCUUAACUAAAUCUCUUCCUUUGUUUUUCUUCAACUUGAGAAAAGGUCUUCAGUGGUAUUAACUCCAGCGAGAAUGCUCCGUUUCCAGGCUGCUCCAGAUCAGUUCGGGCCCGAGGUGAGGGAGCUGGGUGUGCACUGCUGGAGGGUGGAGAAGCUGAAGGCCGUGCCGCUGGCUGCGUCUGAAGUCGGCGCUUUCUAUAAUGGAGAUUCUUACCUGGUGCUGCAGAACAGAGGAGAUGAAGGAGCCGAUUUGCACAUGUGGAUCGGUGAGAAAUCUUCUCGUGAUGAACAGGUCGCUUGUGCCAUGUUGGCCACCCAGCUGGAUAGCUUCCUGGGUGGAGAACCUGUCCAGCACAGACAGGCGCAGGGCUACGAGUCACCUGAGUUCAUGAGUCUUUUUCCCAGGGGAAUUAGUUAUAAGGAAGGAGGAGUGGAGUCAGGUUUUAGGAAACAGCAGUCUGGUUCUGGUCCGGUUCAGAGGUUGUAUCACAUUAAGGGGAAAAAGAACAUCAGGGCAAAGGAGGUGGAGCUGAACUGGUCCAGCUUUAAUAAAGGAGAUUGCUUCAUCCUUGACCUAGGAGAGACGAUCGUGUCAUGGGUCGGCUCUCAGGCCAACAUAUUUGAGAAGCAGAAGGUGCGAGAGAUCGCCACUCUCAUUAGAGACACCGAGAGACACGGCAAAGCGCAAAUCACUCACAUCGGUGAGGGAGAGGAGACGCCCGAGAUGCUGAAGAUUCUUGGUCCAAUGCCGGCGCUAAAAGAGAGCAGUCCAGAGGACGACAGCCAAGCAGACGUGUCGAACGCAGCCUCUCUCUAUAAGGUUUCAGAUGCAACAGGGUCAAUGAAACUGACCAAAGUCUCGGAAAAGAAUCCGUUUGCCAAGGACCUGCUCGUACGUGACGACUGCUUCAUCUUAGACAAUGGAGCAAACGGCAAGAUCUUUGUUUGGAAAGGCAGUGGUGCUAAUGCUGAAGAGAAAAAAGCAGCUCUGAAGGUUGCAGAUGAUUUUAUAGAGAAGAUGAACUACCCCAAGAUGAAAACGCAGGUGGAGAUCAUACCACAGGGCCGAGAGACCGUCAUGUUCAAGCAAUUCUUCCAGAACUGGAAUUAAAAUGUUCAAAAUGAUAUGACUCGGUUUAUUGAAAUGUCCUGGGAAAAAAAAAAUCCUUAAUGUCACAGUGACUCAAGCAGUAUUUUAUAACGGAAAUAAAUAAAUAAAUAAAUUACCAUUUCAUUCUCACAGACUUACAAAUAUACAGUAAUAGUUUUUUUUUAAAGUAUUAGAUAUGUAUACGAUAUGUUUCAUGGAUUUCUAAAAGUAUAUUCUGAAGUCGAGUUGAAUUUAUUUUAUUUUAUUUUUAAAUUUUCUACAAGACCAAACUCACUCAUGAACAAAACAAACUGCCAGUGAUGAGAUCGGUGUUAUUUACCAGUAUUCAGGCCAAUAUGCUGUUUAACAAAGAUACUAAACUGUCUUUUUUUACAUGUUUUGUUUGUUAAUAACAAAUCAUUUACUGUGCUAAAUUGGCAGCAAAGCAAUAAAUGCCACAGUGGAGCAAAA
Messenger RNA from Neoarius graeffei (lesser salmon catfish), 1774 nucleotides. RefSeq names its product capping protein (actin filament), gelsolin-like b (gene capgb). Gene Ontology annotation, molecular function: actin filament binding; phosphatidylinositol-4,5-bisphosphate binding. Lineage: Eukaryota; Metazoa; Chordata; Actinopteri; Siluriformes; Ariidae. The transcript is spliced from 9 exons. Gene Ontology annotation, cellular component: actin cytoskeleton; cytoplasm. The record is from RefSeq and is a predicted model, not a curated record. Gene Ontology annotation, biological process: actin polymerization or depolymerization; barbed-end actin filament capping; actin filament severing. The coding region runs from base 287 to 1324 and encodes 345 amino acids.